This is a messenger RNA of Colossoma macropomum (tambaqui), 2178 nucleotides long. RefSeq names its product cystinosin, lysosomal cystine transporter (gene ctns). The transcript is spliced from 11 exons. Lineage: Eukaryota; Metazoa; Chordata; Actinopteri; Characiformes; Serrasalmidae. Gene Ontology annotation, molecular function: L-cystine transmembrane transporter activity. Bases 490 to 1620 code for a protein of 376 amino acids. The record is from RefSeq and is a predicted model, not a curated record. Gene Ontology annotation, biological process: L-cystine transport. Gene Ontology annotation, cellular component: lysosomal membrane.
GUGACAUUCGGCUGGUUCCUUUUCCAAGAAUUACAAACGGUUCAUUUUCAAGUAAUUCUGACUACAGAAAUGAUUUUCUGUAUGAUGACUUAAUGCUGUAUCCCUUUGCUGAGUUGGGGAGUCGCCUCGAAUCGAUUCCCGCGCCAGGAAUCAAGAAAAACCGGAGCCGCGCAUCACUAGUCAACGAACGCAGCGCGCGCUCGUACACGUUUCGGCGGGAAUAAAGCCUUUACUUUAAAGAGUUUACUUUACUUUAGCUAUAUAGUGUAGAUUACCUAUUUCUGGUAAUAUAUGGUUUCGUAAAUCCAGUUUUUGACUUUCAGCUCGAAUUAAAAAUCUCCUGGUCGAGUCCGGUCUCCAUGGAAACCCCCCCACCCCUCCUCAGAGCAAAGCGUCAUCUGAGUCAGCUGACUCUGCUCAUGUGAUCAGGAAGAACAACCGCCUCGACUCUAAACAGAUGCUGUCCGGGCUGUCGUGUCCAAGCUCAAGAUGACGAACACUGGUCAUCCAGCAGUUGUUUUUCUGGCACUUUGUGCACUGUUGAUACGUUGUGAUGCAAAAGUGUCCCUGAGUGCCCUGCAUACUGUUGAUUUGGAGGAGAAAUUCUCCAAAAAUAUCACCAUCACAGCAAGUUCUUACCUGAACACUACUGUAAACAUCUACUUUAAUAUUACAUACAAUUCCAAAAAUGACUCUUCCUCAAUUAUUCAUCUUCCAAAGGAGGUUGUUAUGCCAGCAAGAAGCACAUCAGCCACGUUUGAAGUUAAGGCAGAGAAUGUUGGUCAAGUGACUGCAUAUCUGUACAGCAACAACACUGACAUAGAAAGCAUGAAAACCCGAAUAAGAUUCUUGGUCGUCAGAAGCCGCGCUCUUGCUGUCAUCAACCAAAUUAUUGGCUGGAUCUACUUCCUAGCCUGGUCUAUUUCCUUCUAUCCUCAGGCAUAUGAGAACUGGAAAAGAAAGAGUGUGGUGGGCCUGAACUUCGAUUUCCUCGCUCUGAACCUCACUGGAUUUAUUGCCUACAGCGUCUUCAAUGUUGGCCUCUUUUGGAUACCUUACAUAAAGGAGGAAUUCUUGAAGAGCGAUCCAAAUGGAGUCAAUCCUGUGGACGCCAAUGAUGUGUUUUUCAGUGUGCAUGCGUUGGUCCUUACUCUCAUCUAUAUCUGCCAGUGUACGAUAUAUGAGAGAGGAGGACAGAAGGUGUCCAGAGUGGCCAUGAUUUUACUUGCACUUGCUUGGACCUUUGCCUUCGUCACACUCUUUGUUGCGGUUUUCCAGAAGAUCACAUGGCUGGAGUACCUGUACUAUUUCUCCUACAUUAAAUUAGGGGUCACACUGGUUAAGUACAUCCCCCAGGCUUACAUGAACUACCGGAGACAAAGCACAGAGGGCUGGAGCAUUGGAAAUGUGCUACUGGAUUUCACAGGAGGCAGUUUUAGCCUCCUUCAGAUGUUCCUGCAGUCAUAUAACAACGAUAAAUGGAAACUUAUAUUUGGAGACCCGACAAAGUUUGGAUUGGGCGUAUUCUCAAUAUUUUUUGAUGUUGUAUUCAUAAUUCAGCAUUAUUGCCUUUACCGCAGUAAAGCUCCAGAAUAUCAGAUAUUAGGUGAUGAAGAAUAGGCAAGUACACUAAUGUUCACAAGAGAUUGUGACCUCAGCUUUGUUAAAUUUCUGGAUAUUCUCAGUUACUGCGUUGCAGUGUUGCCUAGUGCCUAAACACGUCACCAACAGUGCACCUUUCUGAAGCUGUCCCUACAUAUGUCUUUGCAUUUGGUUUGAUUGGAUAAAAAGAAGCAAUGAAAGCUUUAUAAGAAAUGCUAACAUAUAAAAAUGUUGGGAUUCUGGGACAUUUUGUGGAAUGGAUUUCAUUUUUCCUGGACAGACAACCAAAAUCCAGGUCAAUUCAGGAAUAUCCUGGGUGAGUGGCAGCCCUACGUGAGAUCUAAUUCCUGUUUAGUGGAAAGUGCCUUACAGUAACAUGACCUUAUAGCUACCUCUCCUACUGUUCUCAAAAUGACACCAAGAACAUGUUUGUAACACCAUGGAAUAAUGCUUAUUUUAUAAGGUCUAUGUUUUUUACAAGCAACUUUUGAUACAUUUUAUGGAAAUAGUUUUUUCUAUAUUAAGUGAACUGUUAAAAAUAUUGAAGGUUGAUGUCAAUUAAAGGGACUAAAAUAA